GAUCCUGCUGACGGUGGUGGUGAUUUUCCGCAUCCUGAUCGUGGCCAUCGUGGGCGAGACGGUGUACGAGGACGAGCAGACCAUGUUCAUGUGCAACACCCUGCAGCCGGGCUGCAACCAGGCGUGCUACGACAAGGCCUUCCCCAUCUCCCACAUCCGCUACUGGGUCUUCCAGAUCAUCCUGGUCUGCACCCCCAGCCUCUGCUUCAUCACCUACUCGGUGCACCAGGCGGCCAAGCAGCGCGAGCGCCGCUACUCCUUCCUUUACCCGCUGCUGGAGCGCGACGCCAAGAAGGCGCGGACGCUCAACGGCGUGCUGGCGCCCGGCCCCGAGAGCGGCCCAAAGGACGAAGCCGAGUGCCUGGAGGCCAAGGAGCCGCCCGGCACGCCGCCGC
Messenger RNA from Meleagris gallopavo (turkey), 395 nucleotides. The record is from RefSeq and is a predicted model, not a curated record. Lineage: Eukaryota; Metazoa; Chordata; Aves; Galliformes; Phasianidae.